AUGUCGCUGAAUCUCGCCACCCUCCGCCAGCAAAUCGACUCGCUCGACCAUAAACUCAUUGCCCUCCUCAACGAGCGUGCCCAGGUCAGCCUCGAUAUCGGAUCCGCAAAGAGACAGACCGCAGACCCCCUCGACGAGGACAACACCCAUGUCUACAUUCCCGGACGAGAGAAACAGGUCUUCGAGAAGGUUGCCAGGCUCAACCCGGGUCCAAUGGCCGACGAGAGCCUCUGCGCCAUCUACCGCGAGAUCAUGUCCGCCUCAAUUGCCCUCCAGAAGGAUGUCAUGGUGGCCUAUCUAGGCCCUGUCGGCAGUUUCACGCACGAUGCAAGCAUGAAGAGGUUUGGAGACAGUGUCCAGUAUGCGUCCCAAGGAACAAUUGCUGAUGUCUUUGAGGCCGUCGAGCGCGGUCGCUGCCAGUACGGUGUUGUGCCCUUUGAAAACUCGAUCGCAGGAUCUGUGGUCCCAACGUUAGAUAAGUUCAUAAAGUCAAAGGUCAAGAUCAGAGCCGAGACCUAUCUUCCAGUCCACCACUACCUACUCUCCAAGACCACAACAGAGGCCAUCCGUCGCGUCUUUUCUCACCCAGUGGCGCUGGCUCAGUGCCAGACCUUCCUGAACAGCCACCUCAAGGGAAUCGAGCUGGUCCCCUGUGCCUCGACUUCGGAAGCCGCUCAGCUUGCAUCAAAGGAAAAGUUCGCGGCCGCGAUCUGCAACCAAGUAUGUGCAGAGAUCUAUGGGCUGGAUAUCCUUCAUGCGGAUAUUGAAGACCAGCAAGAUAACACAACGCGAUUCUUUAUCAUCUCGGAUGCCUGGGAUGCACCUACUGUGAGCGACAAGACUCUUUUGAUGUUCACUGUCGAUCAUCGCCUUCCGGGAGCGCUCUGUGAUGGACUGAAAGUCUUCAAGGAUCAUAAUAUCAACCUGACCAAGAUCGAUUCUCGCCCGUCGCUGAUCAAGCCAUGGCAUUAUGUGUUCUUCGUUGAGUGUGCUGGCGUCCAUGGAGACAGCGAGGUUAUGACAACGGUGAUUGAGGAGCUGCACAAGUUCUGUCUCGAUGUCAAGAUCGUUGGCACGUAUCCUGAUCAGAGACCCCAGGACCUGCGCUAUUAA
Molecule: messenger RNA, 1113 nt
Organism: Gamsiella multidivaricata
Lineage: Eukaryota; Fungi; Mortierellomycota; Mortierellomycetes; Mortierellales; Mortierellaceae
Product: prephenate dehydratase
Exons: 4
Coding region: 1-1113 (370 amino acids)
Biological process (GO): chorismate metabolic process; L-phenylalanine biosynthetic process
Cellular component (GO): cytoplasm
Molecular function (GO): prephenate dehydratase activity; chorismate mutase activity
Source: RefSeq, a predicted model, not a curated record